CAAGCUCCUGAUUGUUUUUCUCUUAUUUCUGUCUGGGCCAAGUAUCUCUCUAGUCGCUGGCGGAGUCUCUUCUCUUCAUCUGUCUCCUUGGCUUUUCCCUAUAGCCCUGUUGCAAGGCUCACUCCAUAUAGCAAUGGCUUUAACACUCCUGCCUUCUCUAAAACCUUCAGUAAAGCAAUAUUAACACCUGAAAGAACAGGUUGUAUGUCUAGGAGCUCCCCUCUCAGCCCCCAGUCAUCCAUAGACAGUGAGCUGAGCACCUCAGAACUGGAAGAUGAUUCCAUCUCGAUGGGAUAUAAACUGCAAGACCUCACUGAUGUCCAGAUCAUGGCCCGGCUGCAAGAAGAAAGUCUGAGGCAAGACUAUGCUUCUACUUCAGCAUCUGUUUCAAGAAAUAGCUCUAGUGUGUCUCUUCAUUCCAGCAAGAAAGGGACCAGCAGUGACCAGGAAUUUGAUCGCUACAGCCUUGAGGAUGAGGAAGAAGAAUUUGACCACCUGCCACCUCCACAGCCGCGGCUCACUCGAUGCUCCCCUUUUCAAAGGGGAAUUCCCCAUUCACAGACUUUCUCUAGUAUACGGGACUGCAGAAGGAGCCCGACAUCCCCAUAUUUUCCCUCAAAUAAUUAUCAGCAGCCACAGUGUUACUCUCCUCAGACUCCAAGUCCUCUUGAGCCACAACCAAACAGGAUGAAUGGAGACAAACUUCGAAGGAGCAUGCCCAACUUAACCCGGAUGCCAAGCACCCCCACUAUCAACACCAACAUCAACUCUGCAAUCACUGUGCGGAACAGCUUGAGCUUUGAUUCUAAUUUGCAUGGAGCUAGUAAUGGGAUAUCAAGAAUACAGUCUUGCAUUCCUGCUCCUGGACAACUUCAGCACCGAGUUCACAGUGUGGGACAGUUUCCAGUAUCUAUCAGGCAACCCCUCAAAGCCACAGCCUAUGUGAGUCCGACUGUCCAAGGGAGCAACAGCAACAGUAGCAGCAGCAGCAACAGCAGCAGUGGUGGCAGCAGCAGCAGCAGCAACAUUUCAAUGUCCAGCAACACCUUACAACUGCACUCUAGCACAGGCAUCCCCAUGCCAAACAAGACUGCAAACGCAGGCUUAGUAAGCCGCAGUGGUCUUCCGAGGCCAUCCUUGGCUAUAGGUGGGAGCAGCAUACCCAGGAGCAAAAUUGCACAGCCCGUCCGAAGUUUUCUCCAGCCGCCAAAGCCUCUUUCUUCGCUUAGUGCUCUACGGGAUGGCAACUGGAGGGAUGGUUGUUACUGAAGAUUGGUGGACCUCAGCUCCAAAGGUGGAAUAAAGCAGAUCCUCCUACCCAGCUGGCUGGGUAAACUAGAACUUUGGGAGGGUGGGUGGAUAACA
Molecule: messenger RNA, 1365 nt
Organism: Pogona vitticeps (central bearded dragon)
Lineage: Eukaryota; Metazoa; Chordata; Lepidosauria; Squamata; Agamidae
Source: RefSeq, a predicted model, not a curated record